Protopolystoma xenopodis is the source of this 210-nucleotide messenger RNA. Lineage: Eukaryota; Metazoa; Platyhelminthes; Monogenea; Polystomatidea; Polystomatidae. The record is from the annotation of a GenBank genome assembly.
CUUUCACUUCCGACUGGUCCAGCUCUCGGCCGUUCUCCUCCGCCCGGCCUCGACAGGCUUGUCAGUCUGACAAACAGAGCAACCGCCAAGCGAAAUUCAGCUCGAAUGAAGAGACUGGUGUUUUGGCUUGAUGAAAGAUGCGACGAGAAGUUGGGUUUCGAUGACGCGCUUGUUACACAAUUGUUCACCUCUUACUUCCAUUUCGAGUGA